AUGGAAAGUAAAAAGUAAGUAUAACAUAGUCAUUGCACUACGCAGCGUAUAUGUUGUUGGUGCCAAUUACAAGUAUAAAGAUACUAACUAUUGAUAGUACCAUAAUAGAACAUCCUCCUAAUGGACAAAAGAGAUGGAGAAUAACUUCGGGAAAAUCAAACUCACUGAUGAAAGGAUCAAAGAAUUCAAAAAUCCCAAAAUCGCAGAGGGUGAUCCAGUGUUUUCAGAAUUCGUUACAAAUCGCUGCCGCGGGGCAGCAAUAUCAAGGAAAAAAGUCAAAGAGGCCUAAAAAUAAGCCUGGGAUGCCAAAAGAUUUUAUAUUUGUGGAUUUAUCGCCUGUCAAAAACGCUGAAGACUCUUCGGACGAGGGCGACAAUAGCAGUUUAGUCUCGCCAGCUAUUACACCAGAUACUACUGUUGAUAAUCAAGAACAGAAUACUGUUUCACCAACUAUUACACCAGAUACUACUGCUUUGGAUAAUCAAAAAUUGAAUGCUGAUUCAUAUUUCGAGUUAUCUACCUCGAAUGACUCCUUUCAAUCUCUGCAAUCCGACGAGGAAUCAAUUUUCUCAUCGUUGGAGGAUUCAUCGUCGUCCAACUCAUCCACUUUUGGAACAGAGCCUUAUAUACAGGAAUGUAACCAAAUUAAUACCCAAUCGAGUGCAAACAAUGAUGCCAUGCUUGGAUUAGGUAUACUUAACAUGGAUAUGACGUCUAAUGCGGGUCAUUGGAUGGCAGAGAGCGAUGAUAUGUACUACCAAGAAAGCUUUAAUUAUGAACCAUCAGUGGCUUAUAGCUCACAUAUUAAUCCAUUUCCUGUUAUUGAACAAUCAAAAGUUGAGCCUCAAUUCGAGGGCUUGAAGAGAUCCAACACAGUCACCGAGUUGCCUACACAAACUGAGCAAUCCACUUCCCACAGAAGGGCAAAGUCAACAUGCGAACCUUCGAAAAAGAGAUCUAGCUCGACUUUGCAAUUCAGAGUUUACAAAGCACCUUCUAGUAAAGCAAAGAAAAACUUGUCUCCUGAGUUGAACCAUAGACGCACAAUUUCUGAACCAUCAUUAGCAAUUCCAAGAAAUCCCAAUGCUUUUGACUUGAUGGAUUUUGACAAUCAAAUGUUUGUGGAUUUGAAUGGCGAUGAAUCUUCUGAUAACUGUAAUUCAGUGAUGUCAGAAUCUAAUAUUUUUACUCCUAGCACUGAUUACUCCGAAGCUGAGGAUUACACCAGUGAUUUAUUAAAGUCUUCGAAUAUGGACACUUUUUUACUUGGAGGUUGUGGUUCAAAUGAAUUUUUGGGAAAUAACCAAUAUGAUUUCGAUUUUAAUUCUUAUGUAUCUUAUUGA
Molecule: messenger RNA, 1343 nt
Organism: Debaryomyces tyrocola
Lineage: Eukaryota; Fungi; Ascomycota; Pichiomycetes; Serinales; Debaryomycetaceae
Source: the annotation of a GenBank genome assembly